Messenger RNA from Penicillium brevicompactum, 2331 nucleotides. RefSeq lists its product as uncharacterized. Bases 1 to 2331 code for a protein of 776 amino acids. Gene Ontology annotation, molecular function: metalloendopeptidase activity. The transcript has a single exon. NCBI's taxonomy places the organism in Eukaryota, Fungi, Ascomycota, Eurotiomycetes, Eurotiales, Aspergillaceae. The record is from RefSeq and is a predicted model, not a curated record.
AUGUCCUUUGACAAAGACCCGAACGUUGAAGUUGUGCGUGAAUACAAUGGUGCAGUCCAUAGUCUAGACCAUGCGCAACAGCCGUGGUCACCUGAGACCGGUCUCCAUGGUCCAUCCGAUGCUAUAAGCGCUGCCUAUCAAUAUAUUCUUAAGGUCGCAGAUGACUACCAAAUUCCUCGGGACGUCCUUGGUGAAACUCCCACCAAGCUCUCGGAACCCGCCAGUGACACAGGCGCUCCAUUUGGCCUCACAUUAGCACAGGCAAGGCCUCGGUUUAGGAGCACAGCAGUGACCUACCAGCAAACGCUGAGAGGACUGCCUGUGUGGGACGCCAAGCUUAGCGUCAUUGUGAACGAGGAGAACCAGGUAAUCAACUCGUCCAGCAGCAUCGACACAAACGCCUCCGAACCCGGUCCCCUCCCGGAUGAUGCUAAAUACAUGAAAAACGCUGUUACGGAGGAAGAUCUUGGCCAAUUGUUGGCGCUUCCAGUACGCGGAGGUGGAAUUUACUUCAAACCAGAGCAAAAGCAACAACACCUUCUUGUCUAUCGCUACCACAAGGAUGAUAGACAGGAGAUAGCUGGGGAUUCUGCACCCACCUUAGUUUUACCUGAAGUCCCCGAAACGAUCAGAGAUGGACAGUAUUAUGUGGUGAGAGAAGUUCUUUUCUCUCUCCCGAUCUCUGGAUAUGGUGACCUCAACUGGAGAGCAUUGAUUGAAGUCAAGACGGGCUCUAUCGUCUACUUGCAGGCUCUCACAGCUGGUCUCAUUGGCUGGGUGUUUGCCCAAGACCCUGCUACAAAGCUCGGCCACAAAGCUCCCGCAGCAAAUGGCAACAAUGCUGACUUGAACCUGCUACGUGACAAAGUUUUCCUUCCUGACAUUGUUCCGACGACCCCUCAAUCUCUCAAGGGCAGAUAUGCUGAAAUUAAAGAAAUGCAAUUGCCUACGAGUCUGCCCCCAACGACAUCCAAUGGUGAAUUCAAUGAUAGCGUUGAGACAGACAAGUUUGCGGCUGUCAGUGCAUACUAUCAUAUUACAAAGUUGUUCAGGCUUCUGGCCGAGCUGGGUUUCCCGGUUAAAACGUUCUUUGACGGCACCAAAUUUCCCGUCCCUGUUGAUCACCGUGGCUUCAACAACCAGGUAAAUGCUCAAGCCCCGGGAAAUGCGACUGGCAAUGGCUCCGGAGGAUUUAUUUUCGGCCGGGCUGAUGAUCAUUCGACAAUUGGUAUUGCUGCGGAUUUCCGGGUCGCUGCACACGAGUUCGGCCAUGCACUUUUGUGGGAUGCUAUACACUGGCCAGGAUUUGGUUUCGCUCACAGUCCUGGAGACUCACUGGCUGCCAUAUACUGUGAUCCUGGAAGUGAUGCACAAGAUCGAUUUGAUACAUUCCCUUGGAGUGUUAUCCGUCGCCGCCAUGACCGCGAAGUCGCUGAUGGCUGGGCAUGGGAUGGACCCCAAUAUAGGCCUAAUCCAGAUCUUCCCGAUAUCGGCCUCUACCGUCGCGAGCAGGUUCUAUCAACCACUCUUUUCCGUCUCUAUCGGGCCAUUGGUGGAGAUGCGAUCGGUGAUCGCCACAAGCAGAACUGGGCAUCGAGGUACACCCUCUAUCUGAUCUUCGGAGGCAUCGCUACCAUCACAACAAGGGCCGAACUGCCGUACCAAUAUGUCUCUGCAAUGAUUUCUGCGGACAACGGUACAGUGCUUGGCUACCCUGGUGGUGCUGUCAGGAAGAUUAUCCGCUGGUCAUUCGAGAAACAAGGCCUUUAUCAUCCUCUAAACACCCCAGCACCCGGGGUCAUGACAAGAGGGCCACCUCCAGCUGUGGACACGUACAUCGAUGACGGCAGAGAUGGCGAGUACGACUAUGCUCCUAUGUCUGGUAACCCGUCAAGUAUCUGGAAUCGCCAGGCUCCAGAUGGUAUUUUGAUCAACCAGGCUCCCAUUGCCGGUGCUACAAACUACUGCUAUGUCGCGGUGAAGAACCGGGGAACAGAAAAUGCGCAGAACGUUCAAGUCACUAUAUAUGAGUCUAAUAUCCCAGAGCCAACGACCUGGCCGACCCACUUCCAAACACCGGGCACUGUUAUUCAAAUUAGCGGGUCUCUCAGGGGAAAUCGACAGCAAACUGCUAUUGCUGGGCCAUUCCGAUGGACGCCCAAGUCGGAUGUCUCGUUUGAUAGGCAUAGCUUGCUGGCCGCUGUCCGUGCUGAUGGUGACCUCUCCAAUAUUGAUGCAAACAGCGGCUUGGCAUGUGCAAUCGGGCCCACGGCUGUCGAUAACCUCGUUCCCUUUGAUAAUAAUUUGGCAGUGCGGCACUUUGAACGGUAA